CUGGACCGGAGUGUCGCGGUGUUCAGUAGUCGUGGUGAACUGGCGUCGGGACGCGCACUCUGACGUUCGCACCCACCGCGUGUUGUUCUCGUACCGCCGUUUCUACCCCCGCAACAGCUGUCACGCCAAUACGGAAAACCAAGAUGCCCAAUUUGGUUCUAGUAGCGGCGCUUUUAGUGGCAGUAGUGAAUCAAAGAAGUUUCGUCGACACCGCUCCCGUUUCCGAAGGGUCUAAUGAUGCUCCAGCAACUUUGCAGGAUUCCAGCGUAAAGGAACUGGAAAAUUUAAAACAUUCUUUAGGAAAAACCCUUGAAAUAAUGAAAUCUCAAUCCGAACACUAUUCAAAUAUCAACGGAAAAAAAGAAAGUCAAACAGCAACAAAUUCACAAGUGAACGAAAACGGAAAGCUGUUGGCAAGGAUAGGUCAGCACGUGUACAGUGAGGCAACCGGUCCCGAUGGCAAACCGGCUACUAAAAUUCGAACUGACGUCGAGAUACCCUCCAAGGGAAUCCACAAGAGUGUUGUUCAACAACUUCAGGACGGGGAUCAGGCACUCACCGAAAAUGGCAACAGAAGGUCCGCCGCCAAUUUGGCCGACAUCCCAAUAGAUACCCAGAAUAUUAUGGAUAAGGUGGACAACAAUUUCGCCACUGUUCAAUAUUCACCAUUGGACAUGGCCGAGUACGUGUUUUGGACCGGAGAUGAGAAAGGCGUCAGUAUGUCCAUUGAGGAGUUUCUACAGGAGGGAUUAAUGAGCCGGGAAGAAGCCAUUUCCUUCUUACAAGAAAUAAAAUACAAUCUGGAAUAUCUAAAAUCCCAUUACAAUCAACUUGGCCUUAGCUCUAGGGAAAAAUCCAAGGAUUUGGAGCAAACGAUAAAGCAAACCUCUAGUGUUGGUAAAGGCCGUGAGGGUGCCUUAUACGAUAGACCGGAAUUGCAGAGUAACUUUGAUAUUAGUCAACUGCGGCAGGAAGCCAACAACAAGAGAAGCUUGGAACAGCAGUCCAUGACACAAGUAAUUCCCACUCUACAUUCCCAGCCCAACGCUGACCAGGAAAAAGUACAAGAUGAGGACUACGAUGAACUCUUGGAACGUUUACGUGUGGCGGAUUUCCUCUACACCGAAUACUCUUUGGAGGAGGUAAUCUACCAGUUGGCGAAGGUAAUGUUCACACAAAGUCUGACAAGAGGCAGCGCAGAUGCACAGCAGGCACUGCAGAAGUUCACAAACUUUCUAGAAAGAGAGGCAGAACAGGGACACAUCUCCCGAUCUCUCGAGAAGAAAGUUUUAGAUGUCCUUAUUGCCGCCCUUUCAGACACACUAACCGAACAUCCAGAGUUGUUAUCCCCAAAUCGCGAGCAAAUCUCAUCUAUAGCGGAGAACCAACAGCAUUACGUACGACAAAUGCUUGAACUAAGCCCCGAAGAAAAAUUAUCUAUUAGAAACUCGUUUCAGUAUCAGACACAAGCAAGGAACAAACAACUCCAAGAUGAACUUAAAACUACCAAAAUCGGCACGCAUGUACCUUUAGGAAUCGGAAAAUAUAAGAAUCCUUAAGCGGAUGUAACAUAAUUUAAAUCUAUAUCAAGUAUAUAUGUUAAUAUACGUAAUUAUUUUGUUAUUUGGAUUUUAUUUCAUUAGCAAAUUUUACUGCUGGUUCUAAAAUUAAUUAACAUGUAAUAAAAGAAUUAUUGUUUAUAAUUAAUUGUACUGUAUGAAAAUUGUAAUCAUUCACAUAGUUCAUCAAAAAUAUUUAUUAAUUUUCCGGAAAUUUUUAAUUAUUUUGGUAUUUAAUCAAGGAAGGUUUGUU
Messenger RNA from Aethina tumida (small hive beetle), 1812 nucleotides. RefSeq lists its product as uncharacterized. Lineage: Eukaryota; Metazoa; Arthropoda; Insecta; Coleoptera; Nitidulidae. The record is from RefSeq and is a predicted model, not a curated record. Bases 144 to 1559 code for a protein of 471 amino acids. The transcript has 11 exons.